AUGAAAAUUCUCUCCUCAACAGCUUAAAUGUCACAAUUCUUUACAACUUUUAGUUUGGACACUCACCCUAUAUAAGGAAUGGGUUAUUUUGAAGGAGCAAUUGUAAGAUCUACUAUUUACAUUAAACAAUAUAGAAUAACCAUAUUUACCUACUUCUUCUUUAAUUGA
This is a messenger RNA of Paramecium sonneborni, 168 nucleotides long. Lineage: Eukaryota; Ciliophora; Oligohymenophorea; Peniculida; Parameciidae. The record is from the annotation of a GenBank genome assembly.